Messenger RNA from Musa acuminata subsp. malaccensis (wild Malaysian banana), 3115 nucleotides. The record is from RefSeq and is a predicted model, not a curated record. Lineage: Eukaryota; Viridiplantae; Streptophyta; Magnoliopsida; Zingiberales; Musaceae.
AAGAGAAAAAAAAAGAAAAGGGAAAACAAGAACAAAGAGAGAGAUGAGUAAAAAGUAGAGGUAUUUAUGCCCAUUUGCAAAGAUAAUUUUAAAAAUAAUAAAAAUUUUUUAUGAUGAAUUGUAAAUAGUAAAAAAUGUUACAAAUUGUAAUCUCCCAAUUAAAUUUUUUUAUAAAAGAACGGAUGCUAUAUCCACAUGGUCAUUAUAGUAGAAAACGCACGUGUCACUCUCGGGGCACCCUUGAUCUUGAUGGACGGUGAUACUGAGCCAGAAAUCGACGGACCACAGCCCAGUUAUGGAAUUUAUAAUGGGCCGAUCCAUGGGCUUAUCAAUUUGAAUCGGUAUCUGCGGAUCCGAACUUGAGAUCGGUCGCGUCGGACGACUUCCUUUCCCGCGCUCGCUCCUUAAAUAAAAAGGAGUUGCAGACCCGUCGUUUGUUUGUUCGCGUCUCGCCCUCGCCUACGGAAGAGGGAAGGGAAGAGAGAUCGGCAGGGAGAGUGCGGAGGAGGGGUCGGUAGCGCACUAGAUGGCCUGCGAUCCAAAGGAUGACGUCGAUCGGCUCUUCGCCUGCUUCAAGUGCGGGAUAUCUACUCCUGAAUCCGCGAUCAAGGAAAAACGUCUGCACCCGGAGACAUCCAAGAAAGCCGGCUUGGUGAGAGGGAAGGCGUCUACGGUUGUUGGAAUUGCUACGUCGAGCUUGUCUGAACAAUUUGGGCAGGAUUCAACAGGGAAAGAGAAGCUUGGUGCAUGUACAUCUGUAGCAAUUAAACUGAAAAGUGGAAAGCAGAUCUCUCCUAUUGUCUUUUAUGGUUCCCCACAUGGUGCUCCAAUUAAAAGACCAUCACGAUUGUUGCGAUUGUUGCAUGAAAUUCGUAUUGAUCUUAAGGAAGAUAAUGAUUUGAUAGUAAGGGAAGAAUUAUGGACUACUUUUCCAAGGCAAGAGGAAGCAAUCAGAUUCUUAAAAGCACAUGCACAAGCUAAACUUUUUAGUUAUCAAGAUCACUUGAGUGGUCAGAGAAGGUUCCUUGUCUCUACAUACAGUGAGUUCUGGAGAAGGUAUAGAUGUAUGGACCCAAAGUUACGCCAUCACUAUGAAGUCAUUAAAGAGGGUUUGCCUUGCCACUUAUAUUUUGAUCUGGAAUUUGAUAAGACAGUCAAUGCUGACAAAAAUGUAGAUGACAUGGUUGACAUCUUGAUGUCUGUGACUUUCGACAUCUUAUUUGACAAGUAUGCAAUUGAAGCAAAUGAUGGGUGGAUUAUAGAGCUUGAUUCAUCUACCACAAAAAAGUUUUCACGCCAUGUGAUUAUUCGCAUACCAAAGGUUGCAUUCAAGGACAACUCACAUGUUGGUGCAUUUGUUUCAGAGGUAUGUUCUCGCAUUACCAGUCAAAGAGGAAGUGAUCCACAACUUGACAAACUGUAUGUCAGGAAAGAUUCUAGCUCUUCUGAUUUUCAGCUUUUCCUUGAUAGUGCUGUCUAUUCUCGAAAUCGUUGUUUCCGUCUAGUUUUCUCUUCAAAGGCUGGGAAAAAUUCAUUUCUUUUGCCAACCAGACGUUUCAAAUGUAAGGAUAUGACUGAACAGGAAGUGUUCAUGGAAUCACUUAUUUGCAGAAUGGACAGUGAUUGCAAUAAACUUCUAAAAUGUCAAAUUGAUAUAGAUUGCAAGAAAACUUUGUACUUUGAUUUUGAGGUUCAACAACAAACUUCGGAUGCUCUGCAGCACACUGCACUGAAUGCUUAUAGGAGUGAUUUCCCAACCACUUACUCCUCUGGAAAAUCACCAUUUCCAGCUUUAGAUGCUUUUGUGGAAUUCAUAGCAUCUUCAGGAAAUGUUUUAGGUAAAAUACGAAGUUGGUAUUGGUUUUCAGCACAUGGCUUAAUUAUUUACAGUAUGUUGAGAAAUAGAUACUGUGAGCGGAUUGGUAGAGAACACAAAAGCAAUCAUGUCUUCCCAGGUAAUGAUACCACCAAAGCAGUACAAACCUUGAAUUGCAUCUUUGGGCUUCUAAUCUAUGAAUAUUUCAUCUUUGAUUUCUUGAACAUACUGGUUACAUUGGCACUCCCUAUACCCUCAUUAGUGGGAAUCUUGUGCUCUAAGUACGUUUUCUUACUGAUUUCCGUGCCUAAGGAUGUCAGAUACCUUGUGUUUCCCUAGGACAGCGAAUUUUUAGCUCUAAAAUUGUGGUAGAAGCAUUAAUGGAUGCAUUCUAUAAAAAAUGAAUUUGUUUAUGUGACACUUAUUAGUGUUUGGUUUCUGAUCAUGCUUUCAAGUUGUAUUGGACAAGUAUAUCUGAAAUUGCUUUUACAAGAACUUAAGUUGGUAAUAAAAUGGUAAUUCUUGUCAUUUCACAAAUUCAAUAGGUACAUGGAUAGUUUAAUUUUUCAUCAUCCUAGUUCACCUUUUUUUUGCACCUUUGAUUUAUUUGUCCAUUUAAACUGUCAUACCUUCUCUAAGAUUACUUUUGUUUUUUGUUCAUUAAAAUACUCAAAGAUCGUCCUGGAACCUUGUUUCAUCGUUUCCAAUUCCUAUAAAUGAAUUUACUCCAAUGCGCAUGUAAUAUUAUGACUUAACAUCAUUCCCUGUUUACUUACAAAUUAGUUUAGAAAUUCUGGACAUAGUGUAUCACAUCAUAAAUUUACUUUGGUAGAUACAAAAUAUUAGGAGCCAGGCUACAGUAGUAUUACUGCACUCCACAAUUAUUACCAUACAAUUUCAAGCAUUGAAUCAACUUGGAAGAGGUCUUGAUGCAGGAUCAUUUUGAUUUAUUUUUGUCUUGAAUAUUCUUUAUUAGUUUAGGGUGUCUUUUGCAAGUUUUAUAGUUUUCAUAUGCUAGUACCUUAUAUGAGCUUACAUUCAUUACCAAUAUUGUCCAAAGAGAAGAAAAACAGAAGCCAAAUAGAAAAGAGAAGGUGAUAAGAUUCUAUUAAGAAGGAAGUCUAGUAAUAAAAAAUCCUAUCAACUACGAAGGUUAUUUGCUAAAACAACCAUAAAAAUUCAUUUUUCGAAGGAGGAAAGAAGAAUGAUUCAUGUGCUUUCAUAUAUGGGAUGUAAUUUCCUUAGUUGUAUUUGUUUAUUAUUUUAUUAUUUUUGUUUUCUUUGUAUAAAUGGAGUCUA